CAGCGAGAAGCACGUCGUCUGCCUCGCCAGCAUGUCGGGCGUCGUCCUCCUCUCUCGGCAUGCCCUCGCCCAGGCAGCCCGACACCGGUGCCUGGCGGCCGUGAAGGCAGCGGCAGCGACACAGCACCGACAGAGCAGCUCCUUGGACCGCAUCCCGCCCGGAGAUGAGGCGAGAGCGGCGGUGGGCGGCGGACGUGCGCCCGUCCUGGGGUCAGGUUCGAGAAAUUUCCUGCUGCCCGGGUCGUGGCGCCGAAGGACCUCCCUCCCCCUCAUGCCCAGGAGUGCCUUCGCUUCCGUGGUAUCAAUACGAAGUUAUUGUGCACAGCAAGGUGAUAGCAAUGAGGGAGCGGGAGGAGGUUCCCGACGAGAUGAAGAAGGCACGGGUGAGGCAGCUGAGGGUCCAAUGAUGCACACCCUCCCGGCCACAAUGAUGGUGCCAGACGUUUGGCCAAGGGUGCCUGUCAUAGCCAUCAGCAGGCAUCCUGUGUUCCCCCGUUUCAUUAAGAUAAUUGAGAUAUCAGAUAAAGAACUCAUUGACCUCGUCCGAAGGAAGGUCCGCCUCAAUCAGCCAUACGCAGGAGUCUUCAUGAAGAAAGAUGAGAGUGACGAGCGGGAGGUUGUUGAUAAGCUGACCGACUUGCAUCCAGUGGGGACCUUCGUUCAGAUCCAUGAACUUCAGGACAUGGGAGAAAAGCUGCGCAUGAUUGUUAUGGCUCACCGACGCAUCAACAUCACCUCGGUCCUUCACGAUGAACCCCUAGAAGAGGAGCAGUCGCUGGCUGAAGCAGGAAAAAUGAAUGUGGAGUUGCGACUGCCUCCAUUUACCACCGUCACUGUGCCUCUUGACAACGCCACGCAAGAAAAGGACCAGGAAAAGCAGGAGGACGGUGACAGCGGGAAAUUGCGACGAUUGUUAAGGAGGAAGAGAAGACCAAGUGAAGAGGCUGCUAAGGAACCAGAAGAGGCAGCACCAGAGGCCCCAGCCAGCCCAGCACCAGAGAAAGUUGACGCAGCUACUCAGACACCGGUGCAGCCACCUCGUGUGCUCAUGGUUGAGGUGGAGAACAUCACUCACGACAAAUUCCAGAUAACGGAGGAAGUGAAGGCCCUGACCCAGGAAAUUAUCAAAACUAUUCGAGACAUCAUAGCCCUGAAUCCUCUUUACCGAGAAAGUGUACAGCAGAUGAUACAGCACGGACAGCGUGUUGUAGACAACCCUGUUUACUUGGCUGAUUUGGCUGCCUCACUGACAUCAGCUAACUCUACUGAACUGCAGCAGGUCCUGGAGGAAACUAAGAUCCCUGCAAGGUUGAUGCUGGCUCUGUCAUUGCUCAAGAAGGAAUAUGAAUUAAGCAAACUCCAGGCCUCUAUUGCCAAGGAAGUAGAAGAGAAGGUUCGAUCGCAGCACCGGAAGUACAUGUUGCAAGAGCAGCUGAAGGUCAUCAAGAAGGAGCUUGGCAUAGAGAAAGAAGACAAGGAUGCUAUUGAAGAAAAAUUCAGAGCAAGAUUAAAGGAUAAAGAAGUACCGAAAGCAGUCCAGGAUGUCAUAGAUGAAGAACUCAACAAACUUAGCUUUCUAGACAACCAUUCAUCCGAAUUUAAUGUGACAAGGAACUACCUCGACUGGCUGACAAUGCUGCCAUGGGGCAUCACCUCUAAGGAGAACCUAGAGCUGAAGGAAGCUCACAGUAUCCUUGAUGAGGACCACUAUGGCAUGCAGGAUGUGAAGAAAAGGAUCUUAGAGUUCAUUGCGGUUGCUCAGCUUCGAGGAACCACUCAGGGAAAGAUUCUCUGCUUCUAUGGUCCACCAGGUGUUGGAAAGACGAGCAUUGCACGGUCCAUUGCAAGAGCACUUAAUAGAGAGUACUUCAGGUUCAGUGUUGGUGGCAUGACAGACGUGGCAGAAAUCAAGGGCCAUCGGAGAACAUAUGUGGGGGCCAUGCCGGGAAAGAUGAUACAGUGCCUGAAGAAAACAAAAACGGAAAACCCAGUGGUGUUGAUUGACGAAGUGGACAAGAUUGGUCGCGGUUACCAGGGUGAUCCGUCAGCUGCUCUCUUGGAACUCCUGGACCCUGAGCAGAACGCCAACUUCCUCGACCACUACUUGGAUGUCAGCGUUGAUCUGUCCAAGGUGUUGUUCAUCUGCACAGCCAAUGUUUUGGACACCAUCCCAGAACCCCUGCGAGACAGGAUGGAGAUGAUUGACGUGUCAGGCUACGUAGCAGAGGAGAAGAUGUCUAUUGCCAACAAAUACCUCAUUCCACAAGCACAGAAACUCUGUGGCAUUACUUCUGACAAGCUUACUCUGCACGACACUGCCAUCGAUAGACUCAUCCGCCAGUAUUGCCGUGAGUCUGGAGUUCGUAAUCUUCAAAAGCACAUAGACAGGAUUAUGCGCAGAGCAGCUUACAACAUUGCGUGCGGAGAGGCAGACACUGUAGAAGUGAAUGUUGACAAUUUGGAGUCUUUUGUUGGGAAGCCCAAAUUCAGCCACGACCGCAUGUAUCAGGAAACCCCAGCUGGUGUCGUCAUGGGCUUGGCUUGGACUGCUAUGGGGGGAUCCACUCUUUACAUUGAAACGACUGCCUGGCCGCUGGAUGGAGACAAAGAGGGACGAUUUGAAACCACAGGCCAUCUUGGGGAUGUUAUGAAGGAAUCAACACGCAUUGCAUACACUUAUGCAAAACACUUCCUCUCUGAAAAAUUUCCUGACAACAAAACACUUAUCCAGUCAAAUGUUCACUUACACGUUCCAGAGGGAGCGACACCGAAAGAUGGUCCAAGUGCAGGCGUGACCAUCAUCACUGCCCUCGUCUCCCUGGCACAAGGCAAGCCCGUACGCCAAGACAUUGCUAUGACGGGGGAGGUUUCUCUCACGGGGAAGGUCCUUCCCGUUGGAGGAAUCAAGGAGAAAACAAUUGCAGCUAAACGCGUUGGAGUUAAGUGUGUCAUUAUGCCGGCAGAGAACAAGAAGGAUUUCAGUGACUUGCCGGAGUUCAUAACAGAAGGAUUAGAAGUUCACUUUGCAGACAAUUAUGAAGAUGUAUAUAGAGUUGCUUUUGCUGAGUAAUGUUUUUUUUUAUAUUCAUUUGUGAAUGUAUGGAAUGUGAUGCUGUUCACAGUGUGAUAAACUUGUAGUCUGAUGUUUCUUUUAUCAUGUUUUAUGAUUGUUGAUCAUAAAUUGCAGGGUCGAAUGUUUUGAGUUAAUGUGUUAAGCAAUGGGAAAUGCAGAUAUGAAUUGUUAGCCUUUAUAAAUAUACAUACAAUAGCAUUGUAUAAGAAGGUUUAAAAUAUCCCCUGUUGUUUAUGUGUAUAUACUGUAUAGGAAAUUGAAUUUGUCUGAUUUACAAAGAAAAGAGUUGUCCUGCAACUGUAGCAUAAUCUCAUCAUAUUUAACCCAGGUGAACAUUUGAAACAAAAGAAAGUAAGAAAUUUUCGAAGAAAAAUACAUAAAAACGAGAACACUAAAUGUGACAUAUGCGUCAUAUUUCCCAUUUCUGUGGUAGUAUGGAUGACAAAUGUACAUAUAUAAAUAAACCUCACAAUAUUUC
Molecule: messenger RNA, 3551 nt
Organism: Penaeus monodon (black tiger shrimp)
Lineage: Eukaryota; Metazoa; Arthropoda; Malacostraca; Decapoda; Penaeidae
Product: lon protease homolog, mitochondrial-like
Exons: 19
Coding region: 32-3070 (1012 amino acids)
Biological process (GO): protein quality control for misfolded or incompletely synthesized proteins; chaperone-mediated protein complex assembly; protein catabolic process
Cellular component (GO): mitochondrial matrix
Molecular function (GO): ATP hydrolysis activity; ATP-dependent peptidase activity; ATP binding
Source: RefSeq, a predicted model, not a curated record